AGUUUAAGAAGUAACUUUCUGUGGAAAUCAUGAAGAUUGCUGUGGGUAUUCUGUUGGCGUUGAUCGUCUCAGUGUCAUCCAGGGAUAUUAAAUUAUCAGGAGGUGGUCAAAAUCAAGAUGACGUGGUCGACCAAAAUUCCCUAAUACCAGAGGGUCGAAUUAUUAAUGGUGGUACAGCACAAGAAGGACAAUUUCCCUAUCAAGCUCUUUUAACUAUAAGAUAUGGUUUAUUGGGCUUAUUGACUAAUGUAUGCGGUGGAAGUAUCAUUGGUGAUGGAUGGAUUUUAACGGCUGGCCACUGUUACCAACAACCCAGCCUGGGGUCUCAGGUGUCCUACGAGGUCACAGUGGGUUCUUUAUCUGCUAGUGGUACUGGUGGAGAGAAAGAUACCGUACUCCCUCCCAACGCUUUCCUUCAUCCAAACUACAAAUUUGAAAAUAAUAUUCCUAUAAACGAUGUUGCUGUAGUGAAAACCAGAGUAUUUCAAUAUUCGUCAAAUAUUCAACCAAUACCGCUGGUAGGAUCUGGUUUGACCUUGGAAGGAAGCCAGUUCACGGUUUCGGGUUUUGGUUAUACAAGCAACAGUGGGCCAGUAUCGAAUGUUUUGAAGUACGCUAGGAUUAUUGGAUUGGAACCUGAAUCGUGUGAAUUUGGCACACCGAAUGAAGCAUGGUUCUGUGCUGGUGCCGAUGCCUCUGCUUCAAAUGGGGGCACGGUCUGUUCUGGAGAUUCUGGAGGACCAGUAACAAUAAUCAAAAACAAUGUGGUAAUGCAGGCUGGCGUUGUAUCAUUCGGCAGCACAGAUUGUGCUGCUAAUCCAGCAGCAUAUGCAGAUCUCACAAAUGAAAUUAUUUUGACUUGGAUAUUGAAUGCAGUAGCAGUUUAGGGUUACCCUGUAUCACCUAAAUAAAAUUUUAUAAAUUCAACAGUUUUGUAUAUUUCAUGGAGUAAGUAGUUUAAAAAAUGUGUAUAAUUAUACCAAAUAUUGUAGUCAGUUCCAAUAAAGCUACCUAGCUGUCACAAAUC
Phlebotomus papatasi is the source of this 1027-nucleotide messenger RNA. Its product is annotated as trypsin-1-like. Gene Ontology annotation, molecular function: serine-type endopeptidase activity. NCBI's taxonomy places the organism in Eukaryota, Metazoa, Arthropoda, Insecta, Diptera, Psychodidae. Gene Ontology annotation, biological process: proteolysis. The transcript has 2 exons. The coding region runs from base 30 to 887 and encodes 285 amino acids. The record is from RefSeq and is a predicted model, not a curated record.